Debaryomyces fabryi is the source of this 1689-nucleotide messenger RNA. RefSeq names its product TBC domain-containing protein. The record is from RefSeq and is a predicted model, not a curated record. NCBI's taxonomy places the organism in Eukaryota, Fungi, Ascomycota, Pichiomycetes, Serinales, Debaryomycetaceae. Bases 1 to 1689 code for a protein of 562 amino acids. The transcript has a single exon.
AUGUCUUUUAGUGUUGACUGGGAAUCAUUAUUAGAAUUUGAAGAAUCACUUAGUUCUUCUAUUUCUAAGACUAAUGCUUUGUUGCUACACAAUUUAGAGUUAAAGAUAGAGUUGAAUAGGAGCAGUAAUUGCGAUUUGCCUGCAAAUGAUUAUGGAAUAGAAAGAUUAGAAAAUGACAUGAAUGAUUAUGAUUACUGUUCUGAUGAAUUCACGACUUGUUCUAACUGUGGUCAAUCGCUAUACGAUGAUUCAGCAUAUAAGAAUUGUUGCAAAACGUUUGUUUCAUGUCAAAGGGUUAUUUCAUCGAACCUUGAAAAAUCGUUUUGGAUCUCUUUCAUCAACAAUCCGAGUAGCACAAUUAACACAUUACCAAACUAUACAGAAUUAUUAUUUUUAAGACAAGGGUUGCCAAUUCAACUCAGGUCAACCAUAUGGAAGAAAUUAUUUUUGAUGAGCCAGGGCAACGUAAUACCAGAAACAUCGAGGUUGGUGUAUGACAAUUUUCAGCAUUCAUACAGCUUGGAAAUAUCGAAGCAGAUAAGCAAAGACUUGUCGCGUACAUUCCCGUUGGUCAAUUUUUUCAAAAAUGAAGAUACUAUAAAUAAUUUAUCCACGAUUCUUAACGUGUACGCGAACUAUGAUGUUGAAUUGGGAUACUGUCAAGGGUUAUUAUUUUUAGUUGGGGUUCUAUACUACCACUUUAAGAGCGACAGUACCCUAACAUUUCAUGCAUUAGUAACAAUUAUGGAAUCAGAGCCUGAGCUCCAUGACAUUUUCACUUCAUCAACUAUGUCUUAUACUUUGAACAAAUGGAAGUUUGAGUUUUCAAGUAUAUUGCAAGAGACUGACAACGAAUUAUAUGAGCAUUUAAAUAAGUUCGUAGACAUGCAAGUGUUUCUUUAUCAGUGGUGGUUAUCAUUCAUUUCGAGCCACACACCUGAUUUAUCUAUAGUCAAUAGGGUAAUGGAUUUCUGCCUCCUCCAAGGCUGGAAAAUUGGAAUGUUCAAAAUAUCAUUAGGUUUACUAUUAAUGAAUAAGCCUAUUUUAAUGACCCUUGAUACAGGUGAUGAAGAGGUUAUUUAUCAGCAUUUAUUGAAUGAGAGCAAAUGGGGAAUAGCUGUCAAGGACUUGAGCGCUUUUUUCGGUGAUCUAUUAUUGUCUUGGGAAGAUUCUAUAUUCAUGGAGCUUCCUAAGUAUGAAGAACCAUUAUUCCAGAAACCUAUAAAGUCCCACAAGAGAACUCCUUCUGCUAUGAUGAGUAGAUUUAAGAAUUUAUCAAUUAAUUUGUCGAGAAAUAGAUCCAAUUCUAGCAGUUCGCAAAUUGAUAGAUAUUCUUCUUCUGAAAGACUUCUGUCUGGGUUUUCGUCAGUUUCUGUAUUUUCUACAAAACUGGGUAACAGAAAUGAUAACAAUGGUGAAUUGGAUUCUAUAUAUUCAGACAUUACGACAAACAGUGAAUUGUCUUCACUGCCACCUAAAUCAUUCAGUGAUAAUUUAAAGAUUCCGUAUUAUACCAAAUGCCUGAAGCACGAACAACUGAUUGAAGAUAAUGAAUCCGCGGACAUCAAUAAUGAACUUCUUGAUGAAAACAUACGUUUAAAAACCUUGUUAAAACGAGCCUACAACAUGAUUAAUGAUAAUGAGUCCGAAUCGUCUGCUUUGAAAUGUGAAAUUUCCGAAGUUAUUUAA